ACGGGACCGGGACAGUGAUGCUGGUCGGAGGGGCGGGGUAGGGCGCCCCGGUAUCCAGGUGCGGACCUCCCGGAGGGCGUACCCAGGCUGGAAUGCGACCCAGGUUCUCGGUGCUCAUUCUUCGGGGUCCUCGGCCGCUCGGCACCGCAUGCCCAGUCUCUUCAGGUCUCUACCAUCUCCUCCUGACCUUACCAAACAACCAUGUCAUCCGAAUCAAGCAAGAAACGGAAGCCCAAAGUGAUCCGAAGUGACGGAGCUCCAUCUGAAGGCAAGCGUAACCGUUCUGACACUGAACAGGAAGGUAAAUACUACAGCGAGGAGGCUGAGGUGGACCUGCGGGACCCUGGCAGAGACUAUGAGCUGUACAAGUACACAUGCCAAGAGUUGCAGAGGCUCAUGGCCGAGAUCCAGGACCUGAAGAGCCGAGGAGGCAAGGAUGUGGCAGUCGAGAUAGAAGACCGGAGGAUCCAGAGCUGUGUGCAUUUCAUGACUCUAAAGAAGCUUAAUCGAUUAGCCCAUAUCAGGUUGAAGAAAGGAAGAGAUCAGACGCAUGAGGCCAAGCAGAAAGUAGAUGCCUAUCACCUGCAGCUCCAGAACCUGUUGUAUGAGGUGAUGCACCUGCAGAAAGAGAUCACCAAAUGUCUGGAGUUUAAGUCGAAGCAUGAAGAAAUUGAUCUGGUCAGUUUAGAGGAGUUUUAUAAGGAGGCUCCUCCAGAUAUUAGCAAGGCGGAAGUCACCAUGGGAGACCCUCACCAGCAAACCCUUGCACGUCUGGACUGGGAGCUGGAGCAACGGAAAAGGCUAGCAGAGAAAUACCGAGAGUGCCUGUCCAACAAGGAGAAGAUCCUCAAGGAGAUUGAGGUGAAGAAGGAGUAUCUGAGCAGCCUCCAGCCUCGCCUCAAUAGCAUCAUGCAGGCUUCCCUCCCAGUGCAAGAGUACCUGUUCAUGCCGUUCGACCAGGCUCACAAGCAAUAUGAGACAGCUAGACACCUGCCACCGCCUCUCUAUGUCCUCUUUGUCCAGGCCACUGCGUAUGGGCAGGCUUGUGCUCAUAUGAAAUCUUCCCAGCCCCCUAGACAGGAUAAGAUGUUGUCUGUGGCGAUUGAAGGCAGUGUGGAUGAAGCUAAGGCUCUAUUUAAGCCUCCUGAGGACUCCCAAGAUGACGAGAGCGACUCUGAUGCUGAAGAGGAGCAGACCACGAAACGCCGGCGGCCCACACUGGGUGUUCAGUUGGAUGACAAGCGCAAGGAGAUGCUGAAGAGGCACCCACUGUCUGUUAUGCUGGAUCUAAAGUGUAAAGAUGACAGUGUGCUUCACUUGACUUUCUACUACCUCAUGAACCUCAACAUCAUGACAGUAAAGGCCAAAGUAACGACCACCACGGAGCUGAUCACCCCCAUCAGUGCAGGUGACUUGCUGUCUCCUGACUCAGUCCUGAGCUGUUUGUAUCCAGGGGAUCAUGGAAAGAAGACUCCGAAUCCAGCCAAUCAGUAUCAGUUUGAUAAAGUUGGCAUCCUGACUUUGAGAGACUACGUCCUUGACCUAGGUCACCCCUAUCUGUGGGUCCAGAAGCUGGGUGGUCUCCACUUUCCCAAAGAGCAGCCCCAGCACACAGUGAUUGCUGACCACUCGCUAAGUGCCAGCCACAUGGAGACCACCAUGAAACUACUGAAGACCAGGGUGCAGUCCCGCCUGGCCCUCCAUAAGCAGUUUGCAUCCCUGGAACAUGGCAUUGUACCAGUAACCAGUGAUUGCCAGUACCUCUUCCCUGCAAAGGUUGUCUCCCGUCUGGUCAAGUGGGUGACAAUUGCCCAUGAAGAUUACAUGGAGCUGCAUUUCACCAAGGACAUUGUGGAGGCAGGACUGGCUGAGGACACCAAUCUCUACUACAUGGCCCUUGUGGAAAGGGGCACAGCCAAACUCCAAGCUGCUGUAGUGCUGAACCCUGGCUACUCCUCCAUUCCACCUGUUUUCCAGCUGUGUCUGAACUGGAAAGGAGAGAAAACCAGUAGCAACGAUGACAACAUUCGGGCCAUGGAGAGUGAGGUCAACGUGUGCUACAAGGAGCUGUGUGGCCCCCGACCCAGCCAUCAGCUCUUGACCAACCAGCUGCAGCGCCUGUGUGUGCUGCUGGAUGUCUACCUGGAGACGGAGAGCCACGACGACAGUGUGGAAGGGCCCAAGGAAUUUCCCCAGGAGAAGAUGUGUCUGCGGCUUUUCAGGGGGCCCAGCAGGAUGAAGCCAUUUAAGUAUAACCAUCCUCAAGGAUUCUUCAGCCAUCGCUGACCUCCCACUCAGCCUGUUUCCCCCUAGGCCCUAAGUGCUGUGCUUCUGCUUUCUGUUCUGGCCCACAUGUGGCUCUUGAUAUUCUCCAAAGACAGGCUUUUUAUUUCUAGCCUAUUAAAGUGUCACUUGACCAAGUA
Messenger RNA from Suricata suricatta (meerkat), 2423 nucleotides. RefSeq names its product THO complex 5 (gene THOC5). The record is from RefSeq and is a predicted model, not a curated record. Gene Ontology annotation, cellular component: THO complex part of transcription export complex. Gene Ontology annotation, molecular function: mRNA binding. Gene Ontology annotation, biological process: mRNA export from nucleus; positive regulation of DNA-templated transcription, elongation. The transcript is spliced from 21 exons. Bases 202 to 2286 code for a protein of 694 amino acids. Lineage: Eukaryota; Metazoa; Chordata; Mammalia; Carnivora; Herpestidae.